Messenger RNA from Rasamsonia emersonii CBS 393.64, 1794 nucleotides. Its product is annotated as GPI transamidase component PIG-S. Bases 1 to 1794 code for a protein of 597 amino acids. NCBI's taxonomy places the organism in Eukaryota, Fungi, Ascomycota, Eurotiomycetes, Eurotiales, Trichocomaceae. The record is from RefSeq and is a predicted model, not a curated record. Gene Ontology annotation, biological process: attachment of GPI anchor to protein. Gene Ontology annotation, cellular component: GPI-anchor transamidase complex. The transcript has 2 exons.
AUGUCGGGCAAAGAUGGAGGCGUCUCAGUUUCCGCAAAGCCCACCGAGGACGACGCUCACAACGCCGCAACCAUGACUGCGGCGUCCCGUGCCAGUCAUGCCCUCCCUCCUGAGAAACCAGAGGCUGUCUGGACUCGAACCAAGGUCAUUCUGGCUUUCUGGUUCGUGAUUAUUUUCCUGGGGCUUCCCAUGUGGUGGAAAACAACGUCUAUCUACAGAGCUCGGUUACCCCUACAGGAGAUGAUCGAUUGGGCGGAUGGCAAGGCUUGCCGUCCCGUAUUUCCCCUGGAAAUCGUCCUCCGGACCCCAUCGAUGCAGGUUUCGGAGGCGCAGAAUCUCCUCCGAACGACUCAGCACGCACUCGAUGAUCUGAACGAGUUUCCUGCGCAUCAUCUCCGCCUGAAGCUUGCAGAAUCUCCUGAUAAUGUUGAGAGUGAAAAAGCGCCUGUUGGUGACGACAUUCCUGACGCUGAAGAUCAUAUUGAGGGUAGCGCGCACGCCGCGCUGGUCGUCAACCUGCUUCCUCAGGAGACCACUGCUACCCCUAGAUCAGAGCUGCACUCACUCUCUUCGCGCCUCGAUAUAUAUUACCCACCAAGCCAGGUCACUGCUGUGUCGUCAUCUACUUCACCGCUGGUGACAUUCAUUGCGGGUGAGAUCCAGAAAUUGUUCAACGAGGAAAAGGCGACCAUUGCGCAUAUCCUCUCGAAUGCUGGACAAGGCCCCCAGUCUUCUACACCUGGUGCUCAAGUAGCCGCAAACAAUCAGCAGUCGACCGGGAAUGCAGGCCUCAAUUCGAUCUCUCCCGAGUUAGCUGACAUCGUCAGCCGGCGGGUGACGAGAUCGUUGAAAUAUGCAGAAACCUACCACCUGACGUUCUCGCUCUUCACACCCGGAUCCGAACCGUCGUCUUGGGAUAUUGAGGCAGCGAUCCACGAGUAUCUAACUCCGUUAUUAGAGGCAUUCGCGCCAAUCAGCAAUUUCUCCGUUGAUACCCAAGUCCAGCUCUAUGCGUCCUUCGCCCCGACGUCGCCCCGGCCGGAGUACGAUGAGUCGCAGAAGCAAUGGACCCUGAAACAGGAAGACCUCAGCGCAUUCAUCAAUUCAGCAGAGUGGCCGCUGAGCCCCAGCAUCGGCAGCGGCCCAACCAUCAAUUUCGUUCUCUACGUGCCGGCGCCGUCGCAAUCGCCUCUGGUUGUCAAGGGCAGUCAGGCGACGAGCUGGAUCGUCCCGCAGUGGGGUGGUGUUACCAUUCUAAAUCCUCUUUCUCCUGAUAACCCAUCCAACCCUCCUCAUCUUACCAAAGAAUCGCUGAAACCAGCUCUCUUGACCUUCUCACACCAACUCCUUUCUUUGCUGGGGACUCCUUCCACGCCUUCCUCCUUACCUUUCCGACUGCAGUCUCUGAUCCGCAUCAGGGCUGCCACUCUCCUGCUGUCCGCAUCAUCCACCAUGGGCUCUCUAGCUCGUCUGACCAAAUCCCUCCCCUCGAUCCCCAUCCCCGUCACCGUGGCCUCCUCCGUCGCCACCACACUGUCCCAUCUCGCCGCGACGUGCCAGCUGCUCAAAGAGGGGCAAUUCACGGCCGCCCUGGCGAGCGCACGCGUCGCAGAGAAGGAGGCGGAAAAGAGUUUUUUCGAGAAGAGCAUGGUCGGCCAGGUGUAUUUCCCGGACGAGCACAAGGUGGCCGUGUACCUGCCGCUCCUGGGGCCGAUCGGCGUCCCGCUCGUGAUGGGGCUGAUCAAGGAGUUGAAGCGAGUGGUUCGAGAGUUGAAGAAGAAGCAGAGGAAAUAG